AUGGCCGAUACAUAUUACUAUGACCUGCUGGGUAUACCCCAAACUGCAUCUGAUAUCGAAGUGAAGAAGGCAUAUCGAAGGCAGGCCUUUAUUAGCCACCCAGACAAAAAUCCUGGAAAUUCGGAGGCACAUAAAAAGUUCCUGGAGGUACAGGCCCCAUUCGAUUCUGGUAGUUUUUCUUUACUAGUUCAAGUCUACAGGGUUGCCUACCCGCUUCGCGAAUCGAACAGCGGUCUGGUCCCACGACUCGAAGACUUCGGAAUACUGAGUGAUAGUCAGUUACGGGCACAUUAUGACCAAUCUGGGCGAGAAGGGGUAGAUGAAGAUGGGUCAGUGGAUGCCUCUGAAAUGUUUGGCCGGAUGUUUUCUGGAGAGUCUUUUCAAGACUGGGUUGGAGAUAAUACGAUUCUCACAGAUAUCAUCCGGCUUGCUGAACUACACCUUGGUGGUAGCAGCGCAGAAGGUGGAUUCACAAUGGUGGAUUCUUCACGCCUUAUAGAUGAUGGCGAUUCGGAGCUAUCAUACGGACCAUUCGACGGCGACCAAUACCGGCGAGACAUCAAACAAAGAAAUGAAGAAAUUAGAGAUUUCAAAAUUUUUGAAUUACAAGAAGAGAUGGCUAAGAAGCGCGAACAACGGAUUAGCUUUGUGGCAGAAAAGCUCGCCGAUAAGCUCGAUGUAUUCGCCAAAGAGAGCAAAAAAAGCGAAAGGAAAUUUCGAAUCGCAAUGGAGAGAGAAGCAGAACACCUGAAACUCGAGUCUUUCGGAGUUCAUAUACUCAAUACGAUUGGUGACGUCUAUAAAGCAAAAGCAACAGAGCACGGGUGGUAUCGCGCCUUUGGGGUUCUGAGCACUGCAUAUUAUUAUCCACAGGAGAAAUAUGCGUCGGCUAAGGAUACUGCGAAAACAGUUUGGAAUCUACUCGAUGCCCAAAAGGCUAUAAGAGAGGCAAGACUAGAUGAUCUAGAUUUGGCAGACGCGGAGAGAAUCAAAGCGGAGAGGGGCCCAGAGGAACAACAAUUCAUAGAAACAAUAGCCGCUGGAAAGAUGUUAAUGGCGUGCUGGGGUUUGGUCAGGAAGGACUUAAUAGGGAUUAUCAAGGAGGCUUGCAAUAUAGUUCUUUACGACGAGAGAAUUCCCUAUGGUAUUCUAGAGAGAAGGGCAAGAGCGGCAAUGAUCAUUGGGGAAAUAUUUUCUAACGCCCACCGGGAUGCCAACGACCAUGUCACGGAAGGCCUAUUUGAGAAGAUCGUGUCUGAUUCUUAUGAGCUAGCGAAACAGCGAGACGAAAAAGUCAGGGACUCGGAUGUGGAAUCGAAUGGCGCUCCGGAGUCGAGAUCGAGCUCCGCAAUGGCGUUCUAG
Molecule: messenger RNA, 1362 nt
Organism: Orbilia oligospora ATCC 24927
Lineage: Eukaryota; Fungi; Ascomycota; Orbiliomycetes; Orbiliales; Orbiliaceae
Exons: 8
Coding region: 1-1362 (453 amino acids)
Biological process (GO): protein import into peroxisome matrix
Cellular component (GO): cytosol
Source: RefSeq, a predicted model, not a curated record